AUGUAUGGCGGAGCUGCAGCAAGGAUGUUGUUUAAAGGAGUUAUUUUAAUGCUAGUUGUUACGAACUCAGCUAACCCGACACGGCGUCAUGCUUUCUUCAUCAACCCGGAGAUUGGCUCCGGCGUGAUCGGUGGCAUCCCAGCGCCAUAUGGUAGCGCGCCCUACAUGGUGGCCAUAACCAGGGGCCUGAUGGUCAGAACCUUCAUAUGCGGUGGCUCCCUGAUUAGCACUAUACACAUUCUGACAGCCGCUCACUGCAUAGAUUUAAUCUACGAUGAUGGUGUUUUUAGCGACACCAUGCGCGUGACAGUGGGAACCAAUCGCUGGAUGGCCGGCGGCCAGUCAUACGGCAUCUCGUAUAACUUCACUCAUCCCGAGUACAACUUUGCGACCCUCAAUAAUGAUAUUGGUAUCAUGGUGACGUCCACAGAGGUAAUGUUGUCCUAUGACGUGCAGCCAGUCGGUCUCAGCUUCGACUUCAUAGACGCUGGAGUGCGCGCCCGCGUCGCUAGCUGGGGGAGCUUAUGGUUUAAAGGACCUGAGUCCGAGGUGCUUAUGGAACUGGUGACGGUGACAGUGGAUGCUGAGGAGUGCGUACACGUGGUGGCGGAAGUCGCAGCUCAGUUGAGCAUGUUAGCGCCCACGGUCGAUCCACGAACCAUGCUAUGCGUGUUCCAACCUUCAGAACGCACCAUGUGCACCGUCAGAGUUACAUCAUACGAUUACGGCACCUCAGAGCUGUUCAUCCACGCGGAAUCCCGGGGGCGCAUCCUCGGCGGUGUGCCUGCGGAAGAUGGCGCGGCGCCUUACAUUGCAGCUGUCACCGUAGGGACUACAGUCCGUAGCUUCAUUUGCGCGGGCUCGCUGUUCACAGCUAAGCAUGUUCUGACUGUCGCUCAUUGUAUUUCCGCCUUAUACCGCAAUGGAUCACUUAUCAACUCUCUCAGUAUAACAGUGGGCACCAACAUCUGGAACUCUGGCGGCAAAACGUACAAUAUAUCGGGCAACAUCACACAUCCUGAGUACGAUCCGUCGCUUCUGAAAAACGAUAUUGGAUUCCUGAUUGUAGCAACAGACGUCAGUUUCUCCAAGAAUGUUCAGCUUAUCGUCUUAAGUUACCAGAACAUCGGAGCUGAUGUUGAAGCGAUAGUCGCCGGUUGGGGGAGAGUUAAUAAAACAAAACCAGUAUCUUCUGAGUUAUUGGAGCUGGAGAUGAUGACAGUGGAUGGACAGCAAUGUGCAGAGGAAGUGAAGAAAGAGGCCGCGUCGAUACGUCUGCAAGUACCGCCUGUCGAGCCUCCCCUCAUGCUCUGCGCUUAUCAUUCGGUGAACCAUGGCGUGUGUAAUGGUGAUAGCGGCAGUCCUCUUAUCGAAGUGAGUACUGGAAAGCAGAUCGGGCUGGUGUCGUGGGGGCUGCCGUGUGCGCGAGGAACUCCCGAUAUGUUCACACGAAUCAGCGCAUACGAGAAAUGGUUCAAACAAACUGUUUCUGUAGAUAAUACAGUAACUUCUACUACUACUUCUGAUACUAAAUCUACGGAAACUUAGUUUAAAUGUAUUUAAAUCAGUAAAUGUUUAUUAAAGUGUA
This is a messenger RNA of Papilio polytes (common Mormon), 1588 nucleotides long. RefSeq names its product serine protease persephone-like. Gene Ontology annotation, molecular function: serine-type endopeptidase activity. The transcript is spliced from 8 exons. NCBI's taxonomy places the organism in Eukaryota, Metazoa, Arthropoda, Insecta, Lepidoptera, Papilionidae. The record is from RefSeq and is a predicted model, not a curated record. The coding region runs from base 1 to 1548 and encodes 515 amino acids. Gene Ontology annotation, biological process: proteolysis.